AUGAAUGUCUCUGCUCACAUAGCCAAUCGCAGGUAUGCAGCAGACCCGUCGUUCAACCUGCGCUGGCAACGACCAGUGCCCAUCGAAUGGAGCAACAACUUCACCAGCAACACCGUCUACAAUGCGACGACGAUCGGGCCGGCAUGCUAUCAAUCACUGCCGCAAUCCCUCUACCUACCGUACAACGAGUCCUUCGCAGACACUCCGCAAGGCGUAUCAGAGAACUGCCUGACCGUCGAUGUCCUGGUCCCAACUCAUCCUGUCUCGACACGGCUUCCCGUCAUGGUGCAGAUUCAUGGCGGCGGCUACACCAGCGGCAGCGCACAGAGCUAUCCGGGUGAUGGCAUGGUUAAUGCGUCGGACGGCAACAUCAUCUAUGUGUCGAUGCAGUAUCGCCUUGGGCUGUUUGGCUUCUUGAGCGGAUCUCAGAUCAAGCUUGAUGGUGUAUUGAAUGCAGGACUGUUGGAUCAGAGGGCAGCUCUGGACUGGGUGCAGCGCAAUAUCGCCUCAUUCGGCGGCGAUCCUGCCAAAGUCACAAUCUGGGGCGGUUCUGCCGGCGGAGGCUCUGUUACCUACCAACUCAUAGCCGGCGGCGCUUUCGACUUGCCUCCAUUCUCUGGAGCCAUCGCCGAGUACCCAUGGUGGCAGCCCUUACUCAAUCAAUCGGAACAGGAGUUUCAGUACUACAACGCGUUGCAGAUCUCCGGCUGCUCUUCCGUCACUUGUCUGCGAGGACUGUCAGCGAGCUCGCUCGAAAACCUCAAUCAAGCAGUUCAAAACGCCUCGUACCCUGGUCCUGGCGUGGGCUACGGAGUCUACGACUUUGGACCGGUGGUGGAUGGUCAAUUCAUCAAGGAACUACCUGGAGUUGCCUUCCAAUUGGGUCAUUUCUACGAUGUUCCGCUCAUGGUCGACCACGACGCAUUCGAAGGCGACAUCUUCUCGAACAAGUCUCAGACAACACAGGUGGAAGAAACGACCGAUGCAGAAGACCUCUUCCCGUUCGCUGGCCCGGCCUUUUUCUCGCGCCUUUACCAGCUGUAUCCGCGCUCGGCAUACAAUUCCACCUUCUUCCAGCGGCAGACGUGGUUUGGCGACUUCAUCAUCUCGUGCCCAACGUAUUACAUGGCGUUCAACGCCGUCGAUCGCAACACGAACAGAUCGGCAGUGUUCAAGCUCACAUUCGCCGCCGGCUCAGAACUGCAUGGAGCCACCGCUCCUUUCCUCGCCUCCAACGAGACCGGGUUCCCGAGCGCCAACAACCACACUCUCGCCGAAAUCAUGAGCUCGUACUGGAUUUCAUUCGCGGUCACCGGCGAUCCGAAUCCCCUGAGGAACAGCAACGCUACGUAUUGGCCCUCGUAUACCGCCAAUGGAACUGGGAAUGCCGCGAAUGGAGAGUCGGUCGGGUUUGAAACUCUCGCCGUCACGUACACCACGGUCGAGCCCGCGCCGGACCCAGACGCAAGAGUGCAGUGCGAGUUCUUUGGCGCGCACGGAUACGUGGUGAUGAACUAG
This is a messenger RNA of Neohortaea acidophila, 1518 nucleotides long. RefSeq names its product Alpha/Beta hydrolase protein. The coding region runs from base 1 to 1518 and encodes 505 amino acids. The record is from RefSeq and is a predicted model, not a curated record. Lineage: Eukaryota; Fungi; Ascomycota; Dothideomycetes; Mycosphaerellales; Teratosphaeriaceae. The transcript is spliced from 3 exons.